GUCCCCGGCUUCGGAAAUGACGAGGACAUCUUUGUGCGUGACGCUAAAAGUAGUUCUUCCAGCGGAACGAAACCAAGCGCUGUUGCCCGUCAGAGGGAAACAGGCAAUUGGGCGAACAACGCGCAGGUUACCGCGGAUGAGUUUUACAGUACAGUCAAGCGGAAGCAGGAGUUGCGGAAAAUGAUCCAAUUCAUUCACAGAAAUCAGGAAAGGGUUAAUUCAGUGCCGAGGCUUUCGUCUCAUUUAAGAAAUUCAUCUACUGAACAUUCAACAGGCGGAGAGCGCAGCAGCUCAGACGAAAGUGAAAUUUAUUCACAAUUUCAGUCGAGCAAUGACGGGAAACAUUCAAUCCAUCUAAAACAUGUUAAACCACGGUACGGGUUAGAUGUAAAGCCAAGGUCGACCAACGAAAACAAAAAUGUCAUCAAGGUCAUUACAAGGAACCAACCAGUGCGUGACACCCGUACUCUGGAAGCCAAAUGCUCGACACCUGAAGAGGAUAGUCCAAGAAAAAUACUAAACAAAUAUCUUCAAGACAGCCCUUCAAAUCAAGAAAUGUCAAAUAGAGGGACCACAUCUGUACGGAAAACGUUUGUUAAAGAAUUAUCUGAUCAAUUAAAAAAACAGCGACGGGAAAAAGCUGGCGAGGAUCUUAUUCGAAGAAGCCAUAGUGCCAUUGACUUUGUGCAACGUUCAAAAGACAAUCUGCGAGAUUCUUUACCACCGUCUCAGAGGAACAGUAUCAAAGAUUCGAGCCGCCCUCAAAGUGCGAUCAAUUGGCAGAACUUAAAACCGAUACAGGGAAGAAGUAAAACUCAUUUAAAAGGCAAAAGAGAAUUGAGACUUGAAAAGUUUCAUGUCGAUGGCCCCAGACAAUCCCCGCUGUUAAGGCAGGUUGAGACCCUUCAUAAGGAAGUCGACGAAAGACUGGCCAGUAAAGAAAACGUGGCUCACUACGUGAGAAGCGUUGAGCUGAGCAGGCUGUGUGCAGACGAGGGCGAUGACCUGGGUGACCUGAGCGACGCCAGCACCAUCACCAACUGUGACAGCAGUGCAGACGACGACGAGGUGGGGUCAGGGUCAAAUUUCAAGGUCAAUAAACCGGCGCCUUCGUUUAUAACGAGCACGCCGCUGAAAGAGGUCAACCGGGUGCACAUGGAUGGGGGCCGGAAGUAUGACAAAAGGAUAACUUUCACAAAGAGCGGACACGCUGUUAAGAGACCGGCCACACAGGGCCACACAAAUUCAAAGCAGUUGGUUACGGACGGACGCGAGGCGAACGUCGAUCAGUUUUCAGACCUUCCCGGCCAUGGUAUGAAAGCAACACCUCGGAAGAUGCAGACUCCAGAUUAUACAAACAGGCAGUCUGUCAAAGAAGCCAGGGCCUUGGACGAAGAUGCCGAUGAAGAUGACCUUGAAACGUCCCCAUCGCCAAGGCCGGGGUCAGUGGGUGCACGGACGAUUGCACGAUGCGGUGACGCGGAUAUUGUAAGCCGUAUCCUCAAGAAGAUGUCUUCCGGUUCGCUGAGGGAGUCCCCGCUUCCACCCAGUCCAUCCCGUGAGAUGGCCUACCUGAAUGGCCAUGUCGUGCUUCAUAGAAAUAUGAUCACUCCCAUUGGGAGGUAAGUCACAUCAUACAUCAUGGGCGUAUCUAGUUUGCUGACACUUUUAUACAGAAAAAAAAAAAACUCACCAUCAAACUGUGAAAAACAUUUAAAAAAAUAAAAACUUCCCAAUUUAAAGCUUUAGGACACUCGAAUUGACCAUCGUCCUUGCUUGACCUUGACCUGUUAGCGCCAGGUAUACUCUCCUUCGCUUAUCAACCUCAUUGUAUAUAUAUUUUUUAAAGUCGAAUCUAAACAUUAGGAUUACAUGGUAUUGUCACGUUCUUGGUGUUAAACGUGAUGGGAGAUAUAUUGUUUGUUACGAUAAAUAGAAUGGACGGCCCCAUGAAAAAAAAAAUGAUGAACAUGGAAAUAGUUUAUGGUUUUGUUUGAUGGUUUCUGCAUGAUAUUUAUAGUCAGAUGGUGGACGCAAAUAUUAAAUUUUCAAACGUACAGGUUCCUUUUGUGUUUUUAUUUAAAAGAGAACAAUUGGUGCAUUCAUGUUAACGAAAUGAAACAGUCAUUGUUUCUCUCGCGGUGUUUCGGGCAUCAACAGCGGCAAUAAUAUUAAAACAAUAACAAUGUGCACACAGUAUAAUGAGACUCAUCGGCAAGUGUGUGAAAGCUAUUUAAAAAUGCAACUCGUAACGAAUUUAAUUUUUUUUUUUAACACUUUCGAAACUUUACAUUUUGUUAGUAAAGGCUGUAGAUAUGGAAAUUCGUAAUUUUAAAACUUUUCUAAUAAGACCCUGACAGACUUUCAUAAAUGUUUGUUAUAAUAAUGUCAUGGUGAAACUCUGUCAUCAAAUUAAAUCAUUGUGUUCACCCCGACACUGUUCACAAUCAUGUCCAUCCAUUUUGUCCUUAAAUUAUGAACGCACAGGUAGAAAUAUUAGUAGCAUGUGAAUUUUGCCUGCAUUCUGACCGAAUGUUCCUCCAUUAUGUUCCACCAUAAUGUCCCUACAUUAUAUCCCUUCAAUAUGUCCAUCCGUUUAUGUCCCUUUAUUAUAUACUUCCAUUAUUUCUCUCCAUUAUGUCGCUCUAUUAUGUUUCUCCAUCAUAUUCCUCUAUAUACCCCACCAUCAUGCCCCCCCUUAUGUCCCUUUUCAUAGAUUAAUGAGACACACGCAAAAAAAGUAUGUAAAUAAAACAAUAUAUUUUGAGCUUUAAUUAUGAUUGUACAAAAAUACAAAUUCAAACUUCUCGGGGAAUGCCUUCAUCAGAUAACAACGAAAUAACAUCAAUAUAAUCAUAGAUUAAAUGUACAUAAUAUAUUUAUGUAUAUCCUACCUAUAUCUAAAAAUGAAAGCAAAUAAAAGAAUGAGAAUGGGCACAAGUCCCUAAUGAAAACUAAGAUCAGAAGAAAUCGAUAGUUUACGAAAAUCAACGAGAUAUAAACUCAAAUGUGAAAUGCUCUCAACCAAUUGUCAGAACUGUAUCUUUAUAUAAUACAUACUGAUUAUUUUUAAAAAAAAAAUUAAAACGCUCAUGUGGUCUGCUUCGAUUAGUUUUGAGAACCACUUACACGAAAGUAUUAUGUAGAAACUAUUUAGAUAUCGUCUGUAGGGGAUAAUCGAUAAAUAAUAACUUGAUAGAUAUGAGUUCUCUGAAUUGACUGCAUCGGAGGCCAUUCUAUACGCAUAUCUCUAGCCCGAGGCCUGUCAACUGAACGUAUGCUACCGAUUGUACAAUAUCGAUUGGUGUGUCUUUCAGAAGUCAAUGAGAGUGAACAUGAGUAACCGCCCUUUAAUUAUUAUCGUUGGACCAAUCGAAGGCAAGCGAACAGCGCAACAGCAGAAGUGAAUGAAUGUGAGACUUGACUAAGAGUCAAUGAAUAUGCAAUCAUGUGUAUGCAGGCGUUAAUUUAAAAAAAAUACUACCAAGCAAGGUAUUUACGUUUUUAAGACUUGCUUGAGAAACGAACAAAUUAAUGACUAAUAACUUAAGGGAGAAUACACACAAAAAAAAUGUCUAAGAGAGUUACUUAGAAGCAAAACCAUAAAUUACUAAAAGACCUAUGUGGGACGAUAGGAAUAAAUGAGAAUAAAACGUAACAAACGACAAAGAGGUGUGGGUUGGGUCGGUGGGCUGAGUGUAUCUGAAUGUCUAAAUUUCUUGAGUAACUUAGUAAAUCCCGUGUGGGCGAUUUGAACAUUUUUAAUAUUAUCAUUAGCAAUCACCUACUUCUGCUGUUGUGCUGUUCGCUCGCCUUCGAUUGGUCAAACGACAAUAAUUAAAGUGCGGUAACGCAUGUACACUCUCACUGACUUCUGAAAUACAAUAGCACAUACAUAUUCUUAAUUAUACUUUUUUUUUUUUUAAAUGUGCGCCAGGAGAUUAGACAAAAGUCACUCCCUACUAAUAUUUAAUUUGUUCAUCAGUCAGAACACAAAAAUACCCAAACAUUCUACAUUGUCAAUGGUUAUUAUAUUACAUAAUUUAUAAACAGGAAAUAACAAUUAUCUUUUAUGUUUUGUUUUGUAAGUAUGUAAACGUUUAAAUGUUUUUGGCUCCCCUAAGUGAGGCGUCAUCACUUUUGGAAUACGCAAACUAUUACCUUAAGAUCAUAUUGCGAGGCGCUAUUCACCAGACCGUAAUGUGCUAUUGUCGAGCUACAGUCUUGAAUGUGCACGUCCCCCCGAAUCUCGUCGGUCCAUGAUAUCUAUUAUAGUGUCUAUUUUUUUGUUUCUUGCAUUUAUUGUGUUCUUUUCUAAUAGGGCCAGCCCGGCGGAGAGUUUACUGAAUCACGUGGACAACCCGACGAUGGUCAGACUUUUGCAGAUGCUUUACAAGGCUGACCCUGCCACCAGGCAGAUCAUAAUGGUCAAGGUCAGCUUCAUGUUACUGGAAUUCACCACUUUUUCUAGCAUAUUAUUUUUAUUUCUAGUAUCGUUUUUUUAAAUGUUAUUUGUGUUGAUUUUCCUCCAUUUCGAGUAUCGUUUUUUUAAAAUGUUAUUUGUGUUGAUCUACCUCCAUUUCGAGUAUCGUUUUUUUUUUGGGCAAUUGUAUCAAUUCGCCACGGGAUAGGUCACCAAUAUUAAUGUAGUCUAUGCUUCUAUAAGUGUUCCAACCAAUGAUGAAAAAAUAAAAAUGGUAUUUAUAGAAUUAUUAUUAUUUUUUUUUAUUUUUUUUAAACCUGAAUUAAAUAUAUUAUAGAAAACUGAUGAGAAACGCAAUAAAAGCUGAAUGAUACUGCAAAGCUCUGAAAAUGAUCGUGCACUUGCUGUGAAUUUUGUGUAAUUAUUAUUCUUAGCAAGAUGCGUAUCUCUGCUUGUGACCAUGUGACCACUUCCCAUGUACAGUUCAUAUUUCAUGUCACAUCCUGACAUCAUUUUUUACCAUGUGUUUCAAUCGAUCUCCUUAAACUUAAAUUUUGGCAGCUCCCACUCAAAGAUGUAACCAGGCGUGUGAAUUUAAAAACAACUUUCUGGUGAUCGGUUUACAGAGCGUCCCCCCCAACCCCCCCCCCCCCAAAUAAAAAAAAAUUAAUUAAAACCUCUUCAGAACCCUCCAAAUUUUGGCCGCCCCCACUCAAAGAUGUAACCAGGCGUGUGAAUUUAAAAACAACUUUCUGGUGAUCGGUUUACAGAGCGUCCCCACCACCCCCCCCCCCCACCCCAAAUAAAAAAAAAUUAAUUAAAACCUCUUCAGAACCCUCCACCCUUCUUAGCCAUUUUCUCUCCUUCCCUCUAACCCUGAUCAAAACUUAACUACCAACACCUUUUUAUCUACAUAAAAUCUGUGCCCUUCAACCCACCUCCCUUCUCAAAACAUGUUUAUCAACUUGUAGGUAUAAUUCUGGAUGAUGGUCGACGCAACUUGGCAAAUGUAAUAAAGGGGUCAUGGAACUAAAAUAAAGUUGAGAACCGCUAUUAUACUACUAUUAAACUAUAAGUGUUAUAAUCAUUCAACUUUGAUGCCUUCGUACAGGCACUUUUCACUUCUCCCCACUGGGUUGAACACAUUAAAGUGAAUGAAGAUAUAACUAUUAAUAUAAUUUUUUUUUUCCUGUAACACCCGGACUCGGACCCGCCGGGAAUUGUCACAAAAUACCCGGACUGGAUGUUUUAAAAAAAUGAAUCUGGCUCAGCCCUAGUUUUAACGGCUUCUGACCUUUUUGUUGAGAUAUUUUUUGUUGGAAAAGGGCAUCUCUUUAAGUAGAUAUUCAUCUCCUAAGUAGAUAUUCAUCUCCUUAAGUAGAUAUUCAUCUCCUUAAGUAGAUAUUCAUCUCCUUAAGUAGAUAUUCAUCUCCUUAAGUAGAUAUUCAUCUCCUUAAGUAGAUAUUCAUGUCCUUAAGUAGAUAUUCAAUGUUCCAUAAUUCCACUCCAAAUUUGAUAACGCCCUUCGAAUUAUUUCCGAUCCUAAAUGAAUCAUACCUGUUGUUGUUGUUUUUUUUCUAAUAUUAUCUUGUGAAUCGAUCAGCAGCAAAACUAUUUCUUGAAUACCUCCAGGUCCAGUAUUUCAAAGCCUGGCAUCUGCACGUCGUGUCGUCACGUGAACACCGGCUUAAGAAGAAGGCCCUGGCCACAAAGUACGUGUUGUACUGCUUUGAUUCACUGGGUUGACCAGCCAGGGGGGGGGGCGCGCCGGCAGCCCCAAGGGGGGGGUGGAGAGGUGGCCUUUCAAUGGCGAGAUAUGGGGGGGGGGGGGGUUGAUUAUAAGAAUAUAGGCUCCGUUGAAUUUUAUGUUAUUUCUUCGUGAACUUUUUAUACUAUAAAAAUGAGUCAAACGUUCAUGUUUUAAGCUCAACAUUUACUGUAAUUAAUUAGUUUUGAAAAGAAAUAGAAGUCCAUUUUAUAACCAAUUUUAAAACGUAUUUUUACUUAGGCAGUGGAUGAGAUAAUUAGUCAACCAGUUUAUACAUGGUACAAGAACUUGAUCGAAAAAUUCAGCGGGUUAAAAUAACGAUACUUUAUGUCUAGUGAGUUCAAGGAUACCAAACAUGAUACGCUAAUGUACUUUACGAUAACAAUUUCAACACUUAAUAAUAGGAGGGUUCACCUUUUUGUAAAAUUGAAUGAGCCAGAUUGUGUAAAAGAAAUAAUUACCUUCUAUCGUAAUGUUCAUAGGAAAGACUAAUUUAUCUUCUAACCAUCAGGUCCGUGACGUUCCGCAUCAGCAGACUUCUCUUACGUCACUUCCUCUGCUGGCAACAGAGGUCAGCGUACAACAUGAAAAUGCGAAGAGCCACUGCCAUGUUUCGAGCCCAUAUGUUGACCAAGGGCUUCAAAGCUCUCCAGUGGUCAGUCAGGCAGUCACGUCAUCGGACAGAGAAGCUGCAAGCGAAACUUCACUCCAUAAUGCUCAAAGGAACCUUCUUUAAAGUAUUCAGCUGAUUGAAAAUCUCACACAUUUCUUAAAAGUUGAUUCAGAAGUGAAGAGACCUUUUCACCUUUGGUCUUUAAAAAAAGAAAAAUUAUAAUUAAAAAUGAGAAAUUAUUUAAGUUUUUUAAAGAAACAAAACAUACAAAUUAUGCUUAGAGAGAAAAUUGCUCUUCUGCAAAGUUUUUUGACACCCCCAAAAAAACACAUUAACUUUUCGUCUCAAUGCCUACUUGAGCAGCUAUAUUAUUUAUUGUAUGAUAUAAAUACUUUUAGAAUGUCCUUCGUUUUGAUCCCCCAGUUAAAGAUAAAACUCAACAAUAAACUUUUAUUUUCUUGUAGUGGCGAACAAAAUCAGAGACACGGAGAAGAGAGAGGCUGGAGAACGCAGUGAAGAGAUGGAAACAGUUUGUUUCGGAAACACAUAAGUAAGUUCACAUUUGAAACUCACUAGAAUGCGAGUGUGUCAGUGGAAAAAAUUCGGCUGAAUGGCCAGGAGGAAAAAAUUACCUCGUUACUUCAACAAAAAUGACAAAAAAAUAUAAAAUUAAGGUAAAAAGACCUCUCUAAAAGACCUUCUAACUUAAACCAGACAACUAAAAAAAUUAGAUAAAUUUUUAAAAGAUAAUUUUUUAAAAAGGCAGUCUUUAGAGCAUACCGUUCUUUUAUUUACUGCGAACAACUCUAACUCUAAAACUAAUUGAGAACGUUCCUAUUAUUUACAACCUUGUUAUUCACUGGAUUUUUUUUUUAAGUAAAGUUUCUUAAACAUAUUAAAUAGGCUGGCUACAUGAUAUCCACGCAUAAUAAACUAUUUAAAAUGUUUUGUUCGAUCAGAAUACGACACAUGCGAGAGGUCACAGAAAGGAACGUGUUAGUGGAUGUCACAAGACGCUGGAAGAAGCUCUACAAUAAGCAGCGGAAACGCAACCUGGCUUUCCACUACUUCAGGUAGUGAAUUUAUUUCUUUGCAGGCUUGGCUUAAUAUCUGUGCAAUAGAAUAGUUGAGCUAUUUUGAGUUUUCGCUUCUGUUUUUUGUUUUUGUUUUUUUUUUAAGUUUGUUUGUUUGUUUUUGACCGGGAGGGGGGGGUGGGUGGGUGGGGGUGAGAGGCACUCAUAUUGCUUACAUUUCAAAGUACAAGCUUUUUAAAUACACCUAGUUUAUUUAUUUGUUUUAGCAAUCCUAUUUAUUAUUAAAUCUUAUUUCUGACACUUUUCAUCAUUCAUGAGCAGUUUUUUUAAUGUAACAUACAAAUACGUUAUUAAAUGUAUAUUAUUUCUUUUUUUUUCUUUUUUUUUUUCAUUUUUAUUCUUUAUUUACGGUUACAAACAAUCACGACCUUCAGAAAAACAUUGCUGAAACAUGUGAUAGACAAUUGGAAGAGCUACGUGAAGGAAUGCAAGGCCAAAAAGGAAACACAAGCAACGGCGCUGUAACUAUGUUUUAUUUUCUGUGUUAUAUUUUUAAAAACACUUAAGUUUAAAAACUGAAUAGUCAUCAGUUUAUUGUUAAAAAAAAUAAUUUAAGUGGAAACCUCUUAAGAAUUACACUUCCUGGAUCACAGCAAUGCACUCUCCGGUAGUCUAAAAUUAUUUAUAACCCUUUACAGAUAAAAGUUUUAUUGAAAACCUCAUUCCAGCAGGCACCAUUGACCCAAUUGUAUUAUUUUUGUAUUCUUUUCUUUGUUUUUUUACUUUUCAAAAUUUACAUUUUUUAACCUUCUUGGGACCGGUGACCGGUGACCGGGGGGGGGGCUUGUGCAAAAUGGCUGUCCGAUGACCACCACGGGGAGGUACUGGUGUUGAGAUUAGGGUUUUAACCUCCAGCACCAUUUACCCAAUUUUAUUAUUUUUUUAUUCUUUUCUUUGUUUUUUUACUUUUCAAGAUUUACAUUUUUUAACCUUCUUGGGACCGGUGACCGGUGACCGGGGGGGGGGGGCUUGUGCAAAAUGGCUGUCCGAUGACCACCACGUGGAGGUACUGGUGUUGAGAUUAGGGUUUUAACCUCCAUAUGCCUAGCACUUAUCACAAUCCAUUCAAUAUCUAAUUGAUGUAACUACUAUUCAAAUCAAGUUGUUUUUUUUACCCUAGGACUCGCUACCAGACCACAUUGGUAAGAAUAACUUUUCAAACCAUGAAGGUCGUUUUCAGCAAGUCCCAAAAGGCAAAAUCACAUUUUAGGUAAAUAUUUUGUCCAAACACAACGGCAUAACACGCAUAUCUGAAAUGGAAAUGCUUGCUCUUACAACUUGCAUUUAACAGAAAGCAACUCAAUCUUCUAACCCUAAUAACUAAUACUUCUGUUGAAAUUGUCUGUAAUACGUCGUAAUUUGUUUUCUAUUUUUAGAUAUCAUACACUUAAAGAAUUUUUCCAUGAGUGGAAAUCAGUUAGCCAAAUUUUUAAAGACGAAAGAACGGCAGAUGAGUUAUCUAGUUUACGACACUGGGAGAGAAAGAAAAUGCAGCAGACAUUGUUCCAUUGGUGUGAGCAAAUCAAGCUCAGGACAGCUGAAAGGAAGGCCAAUUUCAAAAUUUGCAGGUAAGAUAUAGAGUUUAACCUUUGCAAAGCACAGUUUUGUAAUUUGAUUUGCUCUUCUCUGGAGGGCUGUGUAAAACUAGUUAAGAGAUAUACUCAGUGAGAGACAGUACUAAUGACAUUCACUAGUGGUACAAACCAAGCCUAGGUGUUCCUAGAUCACUUGGGUAGGAGUAGGAAUAUUCUCUACAAACCUGGGAUGGUUUUAUCAUAUAUAUAACUUUUUAAAAGUAUUGCAGCCUAAGACUAAAGCGGUUUAAAAUAAAAUUAUCAAUAAACAAUACUAUAUAUAUUUUGAGCUGGUCUGAGUGACAUUACUGAACAGAAAGUUUUGCUAUUUCUUUCGCAAGUACGCAUGCAAUAUUUUAAAGAUGUUUUUUCUUAUGAACUUUCUUAAAAAUUACUGGACUGGAUGAAUACUUGUUUUAUUUCUAUUUAUUUUUUAAGUAUUGCUUUUUUUAAAACUCAGCUUCAUAGUUUAAAUGGUAAAUGCAAUCCUGCCAUGUCAUUACUCUUAAGAGGAUGCAUUUAAUGCAAACUUGAUCAAAACAUUUUGGCCACCUACAUCACAAAUCUGGUUCAUGAAUCUACUCGUGGAUCUCAUUAGCUACACAUAUUGUAUACUAAUAUCAUAAUAAGGCGUUAGUUUCGUAUCGUCACGAUAUCUCUUCACUUCAGUGUUUGGUAUAUUUAAUUAAAGGAAAUCGUUCACGACCUGGCUGCACAUCUGGAGGCACAACUUGACUCACAGGCAGGACAUUGAGCACGCUCUGCUCCGCAAGAAGUUGCACCGGGCUCUGCUGACGUGGCGGCGGAACGUGGUCAUUGUGCAGCAGAGGCAAACACUGGCAGUGUCACUCAUUGAGAGCUGUCAUCUGAGACAAACGCUGAAAGCUUGGAGGACGUACACCGUAUCACGUGUGCUCUUAAAGUAAGAUAACUCUUUGAAUGACGUAUUCAUUCCAUUCGAUUGUUGUUGUCUUUAAAGAAAGAGAAGUGUAUUAUUUAUUUACCUGCAAGGAGAUAAUAGAAAAAAAAAUGUCUUGAUAAAAAUGGUUGAUCGGCACUAUUUUAAGCAUUCAUGUUUUCUUUUAUUGUUGUUUCUUCCAUUGUUAUUAUUAUGUUUGCUUUAAGAAAAAACGAUGGUAUAGCUUUAUUUAAAAAAACCAAUGGGAUUAUUGAUCAUGUCUCAGACCUCUCUUAGUAUUAGUUAAAACUCCUUGUACCUGUUUGUGAUGACAGAUAUCACGUGAUACUUAACCCAGAGUGAAAAAAAACAUACAGAGUUAUCAUUCGCUAAGCGUGUGAAUACAGUGCAAGUAGUUAUCAGUAGGACACAUGUGCACGGCGGUGUUACCAGAAAGACAACAAAAACUGAUUUUCUAGACUAGCAAUACUAGCAUAUAAUAUUAAUAUUAUCCUUUGGACGGGUGUCCUUUUGCUGUUCCUAUUUUUAAUUACUUUUUUUUUUAAUCAGAAAGAGUUGAUUUUUAUUCAGAAUUAAUAUUGGCCCACAUCUUUUAAAAGCAGGCAAAUUUGUUAUUUAAUUAUUUUCCCUACAACAGAAAAACUGCAAACAACCAUUUAAAAGCUACUCAGCACAGAACGUUAUUGUCCUGUUUCUACAAAUGGAAGAGUUCAUUCCUGCGUAGACAGGAAGCAGAGAAUGUCAAGAGGAUCAUAUCAGAAAAUUGUGCGAGGUAAGUUGAAUGGGGUAAAUUUUGAAUUAACUGUAUGAGUUUUGCCAAGAGUUUUCUCACCCUAAGAGCAGUGACGUCACAUUGGGGAAUCCCAACAAUGACACUGAGCAUUACUCGCGUCAUAAACGAUAGGUUAAUAUAUAUGAAGUAUAUUGAAAUGAAAUUUUCCAUUAAUUUGUAUUAAAAUUCAACUUACACGUUUCAAAAGAAAGGAAAAAAGAAACCCCAAGACCCAAUACCCUUAAAAAAAAAAAAAGACGCCCUCCAAAUUUGAUGUAUUUUGAGUAGUUGAAAAUACCCGUAUGUCUUCUUCUAUAUCUUAAGGGCCCACGAUCAAUUUAUUGAUCAUUUUGGCUCCUAUGCAUGUAGAUGGGAUUUGCAAUGUUUCUGUUACUGGUGGUGAUGAGUAAAUUAUGCACUAGGGGUUUGAAGGCUUGAGGCAAUAGACACAAAUGUGUCUAGUGCUGUCGCCUCAACUGUUCCUUUUGAAAGAUGGUUCCAGUCCCUGAUUGUCUCAGGCAGGAAUGAGCAGCUCCUAUACUGGCUUCUUGCUGGUAUGAGCCUGAAUUGCCUGUCAUGGCCUCGUCGCUGUCUAUGGGGGACUCCCUGCUCAAAGACAAAUUAUGACCUUGUCACCUGGUCGGCAUUAUUUAUCUUGUACAUCAUGGAGAGCCUGGAUUGUCGUCGUCGUUUCUCCAAUGGUGACCAGCCUAGUGUUUCUAGCAUGCUACCAACACUAGAGGUAUUCCUGUAGCGGUUUAGGACAAAACGUGCUGCUCGUCGCUGGACCGCCUCCAACCUGUCAAUGCUCUUCUGGGUAAAUGGGUCCCAGACUGAAGAUGCAUAAUCUAAAAUCGGACGGAUAAAGGCUUUAUAUGCUCUUUCUUUCACACAGGAGUUGCCAAUCUUUAGAUUUCGCCUUAAGAACCCCAAGGCUUGGUUUGCUUGGUUACAUACAUUCCAUGUUGAAACUUAGGUAACAAAAGACUACUGCUUAAAACUUAAAUUGCAUUUGGAAUGAUCUUUUAGGAAAUGGGGAGGGGAUACUUCAUAACUGUAGAGAAUAUGUUGUUGUUUUUUUAUCCGAUGGUCUUAGGCGACCCUUGUGAAAGGGUCGUUCGACCCCCCAAAAGGGUCGCAACCCACAGGUUGAGAAACGCUGACCUAGGGGAAACCUCCGUGACCAAUAUCCCGUGGAACACAUCGUUGGCCUAACACCGCUAACUCAAAACCAGCCGUUGAAUUAAAAAUACUGUAAACGCGUAAUUUAAAAAAAAAUAAAAUUAUGGGGCAAUGGCCAUUGGUUUAUCAUUGCAACAUUAUUUUGUUUUUCAAUUUUAAAGUCCGUAUUAUGAGAACAAUCUUGGUUAAUGGAAAUUAUUUGGUUGGUUGGAGUUGGGGGGGGGGGCGGCAAAAAACUCUUGAGGCGUAGCGAGGGUGUUUGGCGCCCGGGGACAAGAUUCGCGCCCGGGGACAAGAUCCAUUUUAAAGCGCCCCUUUUUCUUUUUUUUUCAACUCUCAAACCCAUUAUUUUCAUCAAUAAAAUAAUAUCAAAGCACAUUUUGGCGCCCCUAACUAGCUGGCGCCCGGGGACAUCUGUCCCCCUGCACCCGCCCUCCUCGCUACGCCUCUGCCUCUGGUGGCACUAACCCUAGCUACGGCACUGACUAAAUUCAUAUAAAUAUAACUUAUGGGUAUCAUUAUUUGAAAUACAAAGGCAAAUACACAGAUAAAUCAAGGGAAAAGGCUGAGAAAUCAGACUUUUAUCUACUGAUCAAUCCGUGCAAAAUUAAUACGAAAGUUAAGAAGAAAGACUUGUGUGGAUUUUGUGAAUAGAGUCUAUAAAAUGUUUUCUUUAAUAUAUAUACAGGAAUUUUGCAGCAAGAUGGAGAGAAAUUUGCCACAAGAGGUCUUUGGCCAGACUUUUUGAAAACACUCAGCCACAAAGAGAGCAUCGAUUGUGCAGAGGUAAUAGUACUAACUCCCAGGGGCGUCAUUCCCCACCCACCCUGUGGUGAAAGCGAAACUCCGCUCCCCAUUUUUUACCACACCGACCUAGUUCAAUUCUGCAUGGUAUUUAAUUCGAGUGUUCACUCUGUUCACUGUAAACAUUAUCACAAGUAAAAGAAAACUAUUGUUAAAAAAGUGUUUGACGUAACUGGUGACUAAAAAUCUCAAAAGACAUUGUCAUUGGGGACUAAAAAUCUUAAAAUAUCAAUGAUUCUUUACAUUUUUCAGCAAACCCAAUUCUCAAAUCCAGAAAUAUUUCAAAAACUAAAUUUAGUAGCCCAUAAUUAUUUUUUUUAGUAUAUAUUCUAAAAAUUUAAAGCUCCCAUUGGUAUAAGUCCGAAUUUGAGAUAAAAAAUGGGUUUGUCUAAGCUUUUGUUUCAGGAUUCAAUACAAGCGAAACCAUAAUAAUUUUUGAAUGAGAAUUUUUGUUUUCAUUUUCCAUAUUUACUUUGUUACUGUUACCUGUAAAGAUUCAAAACCCGGCAGGGGGGUAUCCUACACCCUUAACUUAGGUUGAAAGCAACUGUGGACAACACCAGAUGUAGACCUACUUUGUAUUAAAAUUGAAUCAGUAUGAUUUAAAUUGCAUUGCUUUACUCACAGUUUAUGAUCAUAAAAUGCGAGCACUUCCUGUUUAUAUUGUAAUUGUUUUUAGUCGUGAAUUCAGAAACAAUGGCGUAUGAAAUUAAUAAAAGAGGUUGGACAUUGGUGUAUGUAGGCCAGCGUAUUUUAAAAUCUCAUCCACUACAUAAAUCUUACAUUUAAAUAUCUUUUUAAAAAUGCAAUUUUAAGUACGUGUUUAACAUAACCAUGGCCCCCCACAGACUCACAACUUAUCAUGUCAUGUCAUAUAAAAUUAAAAAGAGCCUGGUAAUAUUAAAUACUAUAACCAUUAAUUAAUUGCCUAAGAGCUGGCCCAGAUUAUUGUAUAUCUUGCAGGGAAAUUUCCAACUAGUACAACAUUCAUUGUAGUGAUAUAUAUUCUUUAAAUGAAUCAAUCAAAUAUUAAAUUCCCAUUUUUUUGCAGGCAAAAAAAAAAAAGUUAAAUAAUAUAUAUAUAUAUUAUAUAAACACUGGCAGCAUCAAUCAGAACUACUACAAAUUAAAUGUUUCUUUUAAAUUUUGGAAGUAUGUUCAAGGUUUACAACUAUAAUUAGAAAGUUCUGUAAAAAAAAUAAAAAAAUAAAAAAAUUUAAUCAACAUUAAAUUUAUUUCAGUUUAUUUUAGUGUGUGGCUGAGCUCGCUCUUAAAGCAGCACAAAGAAAAUGAGAAGGCAGAAGAGAAGAGGAAAAGCCUGGAACAGCAGGAUCUCAGAAGAAAAUUUGUGUAUUGGCUGAUGGAGACCAAGAGACGCCUCAAAAUCAAACCCAUUGUGCAAAGAAGAGAAAUGGAAAGCUUGACAGAGUAAGUCUACAUUUCAACAAUUUUGUUUGGAAACCAAACUGUUUUGACUGGUGCAUGAAAUCAAUCCCUCAGUUUUAGAUAUGUCAAUUAUUCAACUAUCUAAAUAUGAAGUUAACACAGAUAAACGAUUUUUUUAAAACACUUUAAAUAUUAUUAGUUUAUAAAUUUUUAUAGAUACAUUUGUUGUUUAAACUUUUUUUCUUUAAAUUUUGACAGUCUCAUUUGGAUAAAAAUGAUUAUUUAAGUUAUGUAAUUUGUUUGAGCUUCAUAAGAAAUUUAAAAAAAUAAACUACAUCAGUUUAAUUGUUAAGAGAACAUUGAUAUUUAUAAUUAUUUUCUUAUAUUAUCGAUGAAUUUACCUAAAAGAAUUUUUCUACGUAAAUUUUGUUUGUUAUUGAAUAUUAUUAUGAAAUAUUUCCACAGAGUUUUUGCAUCCUGGAAAAGUUUUGUUAUGCACAAAAAGAAAUGUAAACAGAACAAAGCAGCUUUUCAACAGAAAAUUCUACAGAAAAUAUUUGUUUCCUGGAAGUAAGCUAUUUUUUAAAAUCAGCCUACUUCAAUUACUAAGCAUUAAAAUUAAUCUGAUGCACUGGUAUAAUUGUUUAGAAAAUUAAAAAUUAAAUAAUUUCACCUCGAUUAUGAUCUCUUGUGAUCUUUGAUGCAGUGGCUCCAUUAAGGUGUUCCUACUAGGCAAUAUAAAAAAUUUCCAUUGAGUGUUACAUUAAUAUCAUCAUCAGUUGUUUACUCAUUUAAAUUAUGUCUUGAAUAAUGCAAAUGUUAACAUUUUGCAAGUUAUGUGUGACCCCACCUGUUAUUUUAAUGAGUAUUUAUAAAUUAAUAUAUUAUAUGAAUGAAAAAUUCAGAUUUUUUAAAUUAAAUAUUGAAGUUGAAAUCUAAGAAUACAAAAUUUAUUUUAUUUGAAUGUGGUUUAUUCCCUUAAUUCCCAGACGUCAGCUCAGUGUUUGCCAAAUUGCCAAAGAAAUCGGAAACAGAAUCUCACAAGGAUUACUCUUGGCCCUUUUGGAAGGUUGGAAGUUUGUAAUCAUGAGAAAGAGGGCCAGCAGAGAUUUCAGGAAUAAUCAUCUCCUAAACACAAUGUUCUUUACUUGGAAGAAUCGAGCCAGCAGUUUAUAUACACACAGAGUGAGGAUGGAAGAGGAACGGGUCAGUUUCAUGCCAGUUAAUAAAAGAACAUUUCAAAUAGUGAGAGACAUCUUGGAAACAAAGAUUAAACUAAAGCCCAUUCAAUCAACUAACAUUAAGUUUUUGUUAUAACAGAUUUAAAAUAGGGAUAUACAAAAAAAUUUUUUUUAAAUUUACAAAAUCUCUAUACAUUGUCUGAACAAUAAAAUUACAAGUGAUUAGGCCGCACUUGGAAUAAUUUGGACACUUGCAAUGCCCAAACAAAAUUUUAACUGCUCAGCCUUAAAAAAGAUUAUCCACUGCACCUUUGCUCCUUUUUAGUUUAGGAAGAAUUCAUUUGUAUUUUUUGCAUUGUUUUCCUGGGAAAUAGUGGGAAAUGGGAGUGAUGUGGGGCUGGUCAGCAAGGGUAAAACAGGGGACCAUGGGGAAAACAGGGGAGCAAGGGUAAAACAGGGGAAACCUUAGAGGAUAAGGGUUGUUAAAUGUUAGCAUCACUUAAAUGGCAAUUUUAAUUUUUGUUUUUAUUAAGCGCUGGUGAAGAUUUGCUAAUAUAAAUUAUUAUUAUUAAAAUAGAAUGCAUCUGUAAACCUAUUGAUACUAAGAGAAACAUUAUCCCCCCUUUUUUUUUCAAAUGGAAGUUACAGAACAUUGUGUUAACAGUAUAAUUUAAACCAGAAAAACAUCUGUUACUGCAGGAAAAUAACAUGCAGUUGAAAAAGUGGAGCUUUACCCAGUGGAGACAGAAUGUCCUGAGCCAAAAAUGUUGGGUUGAUGAAAGUAUUCAAAAGCUGCUUGACAGGCAUAACGGGUCAGAGCUGGUCAGAUUUUUCACUACCUGGAGGAGACAGCUUCACUCAACACUUAUAGCACGGUAGUUAAAUAUUGCUGUCAUAUUUUAGUAUUGAUUCCUUUCAACUUCUUUAUAUCAUAAUUUAAAUAUAACUAUAAAUAUUUUAAAUUAUGAACUGAACUUCAGAGAUAAAUUUUUGUGUAAAUUUUGAAUGAGGCACUGGUCUAUUUUGUAUAAAUGUUUAAUGGAACACUGAUGUGUUGUGUGUAAAUAUUCAAUGGAGCAUUGGUCUAAAGUUUCAUCUUUUAGAUAUGGUAUUAUCUGGCCUCUGUUAAUAAAAAUAAAAUAAUAAACAAUUUUCUUUUGCUGAUAUUUUUAUGGUAGUGGUUAUAAUGGUUAGCAUUUAUACAAAGCCCCCAAGAACUUAUUGAUCACCCAAAAAAUGCAAUGGACUAAUCAUGAAUAGUUUGUUGAUACAGUGCUUUUGUCUUACUUAAUUGCAUUUUGUAUCCCCUCACAAUAAAAACAAUCUUGGUGGAAUAUCUUGACACUAAAAAAUCCUUAAAUUAAACUAGAGAGCCAGAUGGCAGCAGCAUAAUUAUAAAAAUGGACAGUUGUUUAACAGGAAUUAGGGUUUAAUUAUUUUUUUCCCUUGAUCUGAUUUAAAUUUUUUUUUUUUGAAGAGGAUUAUUUUUAAAAAUAACAAUGCAAAUAAUAAUUUUCAUGUCUGUGGGCUCAUCUUACUCUAAUUUAGAUCAAAUUAAUUGUUAUUAAAUUUGGACCAAUUAAUAUUAAUUUGCUCAUUAGAUUUAUUACAUGAAAUUAUCUCACAGUAUUCUAAUUGAGAAGUCUAUAUGCACAGGGCUUACAACAAAACACAGACUUACCGAUUUUUGGCAACCAUUUUCUCUGCCUGGCAUGAAGUCACUGAUCAUGCCGUCUCAGAUGCUGUCCAAAUGUUCUCAGAAAGGAUUGGACUCGUCAAAGCUAAUACACAGGAUUGCCGAUCCCAUAUAGUAUCUUUUUAUGCAGAAUACAAUGGUGAGUCAUUGAAUAACUUCAUUGCCAUGUCCAGAUUUUUAUUUGCCCUAAAAGGCUCGUGAAUUUGGUUGAUUUAAUCAGUGACUGAUUUGUGCAUCAGUGAUCAGCAUGCACUCAGUACUAGUAUCAGCUGGUAAGCAUGAGUUCAGCCGCGAACUGGCUGUUAAAAAAACCAGAUGAUAACUACUGUUUUGUCAAAUAUUUUACAGGAUUAAUUCUCAGUAAAAGUAUUUUCUUCAAUUUUACACUACUUUGCGGAAAGUGGUUCUCAGAAUGGUUACAUUCAUAUAUCCAGACCUGUUUUCAUAAGGCAGAUGCAUGGAUUGUUUCAACUCAUACUCUUAGGACUUCUACAAUUUUUAUUUAAUGGACUAUUUCAUAGGUGAAGAGUAUAGGGACUUAUCCCUCUAGUAUUGGAGAAUAACCUAAAAAUAACUAUAUAAAAUAGCAUUCCAUCAAAUUACAUUUUCUCAUUUAUUUCACUUCUGUGCAGGAAAUGUACAUGACACUUCUGAUAAAGGUCUGACGGGAAAUUUUUCAACACCCAGUCUUGUUUUAGAUAAUGGAAGGUAAUUUUCAAAGUUAGAGCCAUUUAAUAAACUGAAUCAAAGAAUCACAUCUCUUGCUUUAGGAUUUUUAGUUAAAGGGCUUUUAUUUAGAUUUCCUGGAUUUAAAAAAAUAAUAUAACAUUCAUGGAAACAUUGGGUGCAGUAUUACAAUGAUUUUUCUGAAAUACUUUCUUACAAACACUUCUCAAUUGAAGAAGUUAGUUUAUCAAGGGAUAAUAAUACAUUUUUCUAAUACAGCUUUUUUUUGUUUCUUUUUUUUUUUUUUGCUGGGGAUAUAAAACUAAACACAACAGAUUUGAGGUGUGUGCCAGAAGAAUUUGUAUGAUACUUUUUUUCUUAGAUUGGUGUCAGAUGGAGAAAUAACUUUCUUACAAACACUUCUCAAUUGAAGAAGUUAGUUUAUCAAGGGAUAAUAAUACAUUUUUCUAAUACAGCUUUUUUUUGUUUCUUUUUUUUUUUUUUUUGCUGGGGAUAUAAAACUAAACACAACAGAUUUGAGGUGUGUGCCAGAAGAAUUUGUAUGAUACUUUUUUUCUUAGAUUGGUGUCAGAUGGAGAAAUGAACUUAGACACUGACAGAUAUAAUUUAAUUAAUGGUGGAUUGAUAGCAUCCAUUGAAGACCAUCAGGCGAAAUGUCAGAGGUUAAAGGUAAGUUCUAUGAUUGAUAUGAUUAAACUAUUCUUCUUGCUACUUACAAUAAAUGCUUUGACCAUUUGAAAUCUUUUUCUGUUGUUUUUUUUUAUUAACACAAACUUUAAAAGAAACAUUUUCAUUCGUCACUAUUCAUGAAUUCAUGUCAUUUUAAAAACCCUUUGAUAUGAUUUACAUCAUUUAAGUGUUUUGGUUCAAAUUAAUUCAUUUUGUACUAAUAAAAAUGUUUUCAUUAAGAAUAUGAAAACAAUUGAAAUGUGCAUAUAAGGAUAACUGACUAACAAGGAUUUUUCUUUUUUUUUAUCUUCUCAGGAAAUGGUCACAAAGGCUGUAAUUAGAUUGAUGCACU
Messenger RNA from Lymnaea stagnalis (great pond snail), 19120 nucleotides. NCBI's taxonomy places the organism in Eukaryota, Metazoa, Mollusca, Gastropoda, Lymnaeidae. The record is from the annotation of a GenBank genome assembly.